AUGCAGCAAUCGAGUCAUGCUAUGAACAACAAGAACUGCAAAAGCGGUACCGGCGCUGGCAGCAGCAGCAGCUGCAAUAGCGGCGGCGGCAGUGGCAUGCUGGGGUCAGAUAUGGCGGGUGUUGGGAAGGUGACUGGGGGAGCAAGCGAGGGGCAGCGGACGGGUUUUGCGGCGGACGGCGCCGACAGCGAGGACGUGUGCUGGCUAUGUCUGAGUGCCGAGGAGGAAGGUCUGGGUCCGCUUGUGGCCCCGUGCAGGCCGACAGGCUCCGCAGCGCCACCUCCACCCGCUGCGGAGGCCCCGCCGGCUUACAUGAGGAUCAGCUACAACGGCCGCAGCCACAAGAUCCGUGUACGACCUGGACCUGAGGGCACCCGACAGUUCAUAGAGGACUGCAGGCAGCUGCUCAACAUACCCCCUCAUAUGGAGUUCGAUGUCGUGUUCCAUUGCAAGGAGCCCGCCACCCAGUCCGACCUGCGGUUCAGAGGGUUGGAUGCCUUCGACGCGGCGGUAUACUGCGCCAGCUUGGCAAACCAUGCCGCGCUACAGCAGCAGCAGCAACAUCAACAUGGGUUACAACAUGAGCCGCCGCAGCCGCAGCAGCAGCAGCACCUUCUGACGCAGCCGCCGACUACACCCUGCCCGCUGCCGCCGCCGCCCCCGCCGCCGCCGCGGGCGCUCGUCCGGGCCACGAGCGAGGUGGCGGAUGAACUGGCGCGCAUGGCGGCAGAGGCGGCAGUCGCCGCCUCGUCCGCCGCUGCCGCCGCGGCGGAAGCCAAUGCCGCUGCGGCCGCCUUGGCUGAAAACGUGGUCCUGUACACCGAUUACCUGGACACCCCCCUCAAUGAACCUCAGCAGCAGCAGCAGCAGCAGCCGUUGCAGUACAUACGUCAGCAGCUCCAUGUGCUACAGCCGCAGCCCCAGCUGCAAGACGGACAUGGCGGCUGGCAGCCUCAGCCUCCCUCGCCAGAAGCGACAGCAAGCAUGGGGCCCGGGCUGCGCACUAGCAGCAACAACAACGGCGGCAGCAGCAGCAGCAGCAGCAACCGCAACAAUGAGGGUACAUCGCGUUCUCGGACCCGCAGCCUCAGCGUCAGCUACAGCCACGGUCGCAGCCGGCGGCAGCGGCGGGCCGACGGGCUGUCGUCCAACACGCUUCAAGUGCCCCGGCCGGCGGCCUCCGGUAGCGACCCCACACCGGCAGUCUUCGGGUCGUACGACGUCGGUAGUGACGUCACCAUUGGACUCGUCAGCAGCGGCGGCAAUGUCGGCGCCUUGGGAACCAACAAUACCUUUGUCGGCCCCAUGCACCCCGUCGGCGACGACAACGCCCUGGGCGAGAGCAGCACUGUCGGCAGCGGCAGCGGCAACAGUGGCAGCAUGGGCUCGUUGGCUAGUGGGCUCGCGGCCGCGUCACCCGCCCUUUCACUGUCGAUGAUUGCAGAGUCGGGAGCUGGACAUCAGCUCAUACAUGCUCGCUAUUCAGACAAGCCUAGUAAGGUCGGGAGAAAGUCAGACGAUGUCUCCGAGGCCCAAGGCGUCGCGUCCUGGGUCGAGGAGUACCUCAUGGUCGACCAGCGAGACACAACCGCUCAAGGAGCCGCAGCCGCCUCACCGCCGCGUGAAGCGCCACUGCCGCUUGGUGCCGAGCUGGACGACGUCCCGCUUCGGGAUUUGCAGACUGUGUCCCGCGGGUGGGGUAGCCGGGGGCGCCUACGCAGCAGUGCCACCGCCCGGCCCCCUAUGCCCCCCACCCGAGCCAGCAAGGGUGUUGCUGCAUCUAGGCUGGACUCGCUGGGGGUCCCGCUUGAAGCAGACGAAGUGGAGCUCAUAGAUGAUAUUCGUGGCGGGCCGCGCAUCAGCGCCUCUGGCGGCAUCAAUGAAGGUGGUGGCGGCGGCAGCAGCAGCGGCGGCGGCUCGGCCUCCCACGCCGCUCAGGCCGCACUGCGCGUAUCGGGUACGGUGGUCAACGCGAUGGUGGUGGGGCUCAGCCCCUGGCGUUGGUUUGGCAACGGCAACAGCAGCCCCAUCGGAAUGGCACCAGAUCAAGGGCCGGGACCAGGGCAAUUUACGGAGCUCGAUCGCGGCCUCAAGGAGACGGGGGAGGUGGUGGUGAGCGCCGGUGGCGGCGAGCAACCCGUCGCGGCGCAUGUGGACCGUACUGUGGCUUCCCCCUCGGCGGCGCCAUCGUUGGAGGCCGUCCACGCAGUCCGCGACGUCCUGGUCUGGCGAAAUCCCUGGCGCACGAGCCGCGUCUUCGGAGCGGGACUCUACAUGGCCGUAUGUGUGCGGCAGCUGACGAAAGGUCACGAGCUGCUGCAGCCCUCCACAGCGGUGUUCGCGUUGUGCUUCCUUUUGCUGCUGCGCAAUGUGGUGCGGGAGGCGGUGAGCACAUACCGUCGGACCCAACAGCAGCAGCAGCAGCAGCAGCACGAUCAGCAUCGGCAGGCGCUGGAGGACCGCGAUGCGGACGAGUGCUCGCCAAGCCAGGCGCUAGACCAGGAAGAAGUGGAAAGGCGGAAGGCGGCCAUGUUGCUGCACCAGCGGCUAGAGGCCGCGUUCCAGCGGGCAGCAGUGGGGGCGGCACGGUAUGGUGCCGCCCUGCUGGUGCUGGGCUGGGCCUUACUGAGCGGCCGCCGUGCCAUCACGUCUGCACUGGUGGCGGCGCUGCUAUGGCUGGGCAUGGUGCUAGGGGAGCUCAGGCUCAUAUCGCAGCCCACGUUCUGGCUGCUCUGCUACGUGGCCGCGUUCACCAUCCCAGCGGCCUACUACCGCUGCCGCCACGCUAUGGACGCGGGCGUGGAGGCGGCGCUGCGCUUCGUGGUGCGGGUGCUGGUCAGCGGCACUCGUGUUGCGUUAGUCAGCGCCGCCGGCGUGGCGGUGGUGCUGGUGGUGGUGUUGCCGCUCAAUUUUGUGCUGCGGAUGAGCCUAGCAACAGGGGCGGCGUUCGCGGUGUUGCUUUGGCAGUCGGAGCUGGGGUUGCGGCAGCGAUUGCGCAGCGGCGGGGGGACCUGGUCGGGUGGUGCGAGGGUCAUUGGGCAGGUUCAGGGGCAGCUGCCUGGAGGGGGGAGUUCGGGCGGUCAGCUUUUGAGAGGGGGUUUGCACGGGCAAGUACAUGCUGAUUAG
Molecule: messenger RNA, 3126 nt
Organism: Volvox carteri f. nagariensis
Lineage: Eukaryota; Viridiplantae; Chlorophyta; Chlorophyceae; Chlamydomonadales; Volvocaceae
Exons: 15
Coding region: 1-3126 (1041 amino acids)
Biological process (GO): regulation of transcription by RNA polymerase II
Cellular component (GO): SAGA complex
Molecular function (GO): transcription coregulator activity
Source: RefSeq, a predicted model, not a curated record